Scophthalmus maximus (turbot) is the source of this 982-nucleotide messenger RNA. Its product is annotated as myosin light chain 4. The transcript has a single exon. Gene Ontology annotation, cellular component: myosin II complex. The record is from RefSeq and is a predicted model, not a curated record. Lineage: Eukaryota; Metazoa; Chordata; Actinopteri; Pleuronectiformes; Scophthalmidae. Bases 106 to 711 code for a protein of 201 amino acids. Gene Ontology annotation, molecular function: calcium ion binding.
UGGAAUCGAGGGUGGCCCUGUGUGCUUGGGAAUCACUUCCAAUCCUUUCAGACCCCUUGCACGUUUCUCAGCAAGUACCAGCUAACCUCCGGAACCUUCAAUAACAUGGCACCCAAGAAGAUUGAACCAAAGAAACCUGAGCCCAAAAAGCCAGAGCCCAAGAAAGAUGUAGCCCCAGCUAAGCCAGCUCCUGCUCCAGAGCCACAGCCCGAGCCUCCCAAGGAGCCUGACUUUGACCCCAAAAGCAUCACUCUCGAGUACACCUCUGACCAGAUUGAGGAGUUCAAGGAGGCCUUCACCUUGUUCGACCGCACACCCACCGGCGAGAUGAAGAUCACCUUCGCCCAGUGCGGGGAUGUGAUGCGAGCUCUGGGCCAGAACCCUACCAAUGCAGAUGUGCUGAAGGUGCUCGGGAAACCACGGCCGGAGGACAUGAGCACUAAAAUGGUGGACUUUGAGACCUUUUUGCCAAUGCUCCAACAUAUCUCCCGUGCAAAAGAUCAGGGCAAUUUUGAGGAUUUUGUGGAGGGGCUCAGGGUUUUUGACAAGGAAGGCAAUGGCACCAUCAUGGGAGCCGAGCUGCGUCAUGUGCUGGCGACACUGGGAGAAAGAAUGACAGAGGACGAAGUGGACAGACUGAUGGCUGGACAGGAGGAUGCCAAUGGGUGCAUCAACUAUGCCUCCUUUGUGAAGCACAUUCUCUCUGGGUAAAUGGGACAUUUAACCAGAAAAGACAAUUUUACCUCGAUGUUCUCCACUUUUCUGGAUCCUUGCUAAACAUUUGUCCUUGUAGAGGUGAGCAUGUGGCUUAUUUGGUGACAUUAUUUUUACACUAUCAAGCGCAGAAGUCAAUGCUCUAUGAAUAAAUGUUGACCGCAAGAUUAGUUCUUUUUAAUAAACCCUGAAUUACAAUGAAACAUCCGUGAGAUAAUAUGGACAUCCAUGAAGGAAAAUCCAUUUAAUAAAGGAAGUAUGAUAACAA